AUGGCUCAUCAGGGAGCGCGUCUGCUUCUAGUGUCAUGCUAUCUCCGGGGACUAGAGACUCGCCUGGAGUAUCUCGAAAAAAAUGCGUCUCUCAGUCAUGACACGACAUCAACAGCAGUGCCGACUUAUUCAGCGAGGACUCCUGAUCCUACUACUCCAAUCCUUCACCAUGGUACUGCUCGUCAAGAAAGUCCUGCGCUUACGCGGCGGGCAAGCAUGUCAGAGCUAUCACCUUGUGAGGUGAUGCCACGUUCUGUCGUCAUUGACGCCAAUGUGUCCAUUGGAGGUGUAUCACUUGCGCAGAUGAUCAUCGCCGCUCUACGUUGCGAUGACCAGGUGAGGGCAGAGGCCAUGACCACCGACCAUGACAUUCGUGGCGGCCGAUAUAUUCUACCUGACGAGGACAUGGACCUCUAUACUCUCCCGAAACAUAUAUGGGACAUUCUUGAACGAUUUUUCACCUCUCGCCAUAUACUUACUCCUGUAUUCCACGUUCCUAGUAUCCGGUCAAUAUUCGCGGCAGCCAUCCGUUGCCCACGAGGGCAGCGACACCAGCACCAAUCUAGUUUUAUCCUUCUCAACAUGGUCCUGGCUCUCUGCACAUCGCACUGGAUAGUUGAUAUGGAAGCCAACUCGCAUAAUGCGAGGAAAUAUUAUGACAUCGCUAUGACCCUCUUACAACCCAGUAUCUUUCGCGACUGGAAACUGGAACACGUCCAAGCUCUUUUAAUCGGCGCUCGGUAUCUCCAGGGAUCGAACUGUGCAAAUGAAUGUUGGAACAUUCUAGGUCUUGCUAUCCGCAUUGCCCAAGGGUUACGACUUCAUCAAGAUCCACCAAAGACUGAUCCAGUGCCACUACGAGAAAUUAAGCGAAGAACAUGGUAUGCGGCAUAUACGCUUGAUAUCCAUUUUAGUAUGAUAUAUGAGCGCCCAUCAACCAUAAAAUCGACAGACUUCUCUACUCUCGUUCCCGAAGAUCUAGACGAUGAUUGUAUUAGCGAGAAUGGACUACUGUACCCCUUCCCACGACGGCCAUCAUCGAGCAUGUCAUUCUUCUUACAAGUAAUAAAACUAUCCCGAAUCGUCGAGAACGUCCUCUUGCGUGCAUCCGGGGAUGCAGUCCGCGACUCAAAUAUCGUAGAGUUGAUCACUGUAUUUGACGACGCUUAUCAAAAGUGGCGCCGUGAAAUCCCUCCGCAUCUCAUCCUUGAUAUUAAGAACGCUUCGUUAGAUUCAAUUGGUGCCGUUUCAGAACCCUCAUGGAUCCUGUCUUUACGUGGUAAUAUGGUUCGAAUCUUGAUCCACCGACACUCGUUGGUGUGGACUCUACGGCGUCUUGCCAAACACCAGCAUGAGGAGGACUCCAUGUCUAUAGGAGCACAACAGCGCACCACUCACGACCCCGACCGUUACCUGGGCAAUUUUCCUGCAGCCACGCAAACUGUGCAUCCGGAAAAUGAGCUAGCAACUGGCUCAGAAGUGAAUCUAGGAAAUCAAGCGUCAUUCGGCUAUAGACAAGGUUUUCCAAGUCUGGACACGCAUGUGGAAGAGUUCAAUAAAGAGGGCUUUCCAGAGCCGAUGUGGCCGUUCACUAGCCAGUACUCGUUUGGUACACUUUUCUAG
This is a messenger RNA of Talaromyces rugulosus, 1623 nucleotides long. RefSeq lists its product as uncharacterized. The record is from RefSeq and is a predicted model, not a curated record. Lineage: Eukaryota; Fungi; Ascomycota; Eurotiomycetes; Eurotiales; Trichocomaceae. Gene Ontology annotation, cellular component: nucleus. The transcript is spliced from 3 exons. Gene Ontology annotation, biological process: positive regulation of transcription from RNA polymerase II promoter by galactose; DNA-templated transcription. Bases 1 to 1623 code for a protein of 540 amino acids. Gene Ontology annotation, molecular function: RNA polymerase II cis-regulatory region sequence-specific DNA binding; DNA-binding transcription factor activity, RNA polymerase II-specific; zinc ion binding.